UAUCACUUCAACUGACAUUCACUAGUUCCAGUUCAGUCAACAACAUUGUUUAUAGUUUAUCAAUCAAAGCCAUGAAGGAGAUACCUCAAAUUGCCAUUGCAUUUGGAGAUUAUUCUACUUGCAACCUGUCAGAUCCAGAGUGUACAAGUAUCUCUAGCUUGCUAGAGAGUCAAGCUUCGUCUCAAUAUACAGACGCAGCACUACAACAACAACUGAAUGCUGUCCGUGGCUUAUUAAGUCAGGUUGAUGUGAGUUAUGUGAGAUUUAAAAAUCCAUCAGAAACAUCUUCGCAACCAUCGUUCGAAUAUGCAUUCACUCCACAACCAUCAAUUCCACAAAAAAGAUCAUUUACACAAGUUAUGGACAUUACACCACAAGAUGCUAGAGAAAAUACAUCAAUGCAUGCAGAAUUUCAUCAGAAUGCCUAUCAAGUAUCAAGCUUAGGUCCUCAAUUACAAUCAGACAGAUUUCAGGGUUCUAUACCAGAAACUCUUGUUAAUAAUGGCUUAUCUCAGCAAACUGCAUACUUUCAAGACUCCUAUAAAAAACCAUGUACCUUAUCCCCAGCG
Racocetra persica is the source of this 569-nucleotide messenger RNA. The record is from the annotation of a GenBank genome assembly. NCBI's taxonomy places the organism in Eukaryota, Fungi, Glomeromycota, Glomeromycetes, Diversisporales, Gigasporaceae.